AUGUUGCCGGCUUCUUCAAUAUCGACGCCAUCGAAUGCAACGGAUGACUGUUCGAUUUGUCUCAGUGCUCUCGCAGCGGGUUCGCCACUGUUAACGUUGACUUGCAAUCACAAAUUUCAUUUGCAAUGUCUGGUGUCAAAUAUUCAAGCACGAAACAAAGAAUGUCCUUUGUGUCGAGCUGCAAUUGAUGCAUCAAUUGUCGAACUAUUAGCGGGAUCCAGACAGCCGCCAAUUCAAUAUCAUGCGCCGCCUCCAAUUUCCUGGUUUCACAAUCAUACAGCUGCAGUCAAUGUCUUUGCUUCGGUCGAAGAUCCGAUUGACGAGACUGCUGUACGAGCUCUAUCCGAUUCUCUUGCUUCUGCUCGACAAACUGCUACUACUGCGGCAAAUGCUGCUAGCAAUCUUUCAUUGAUCACCGUUUCAACAACAUUGGAAUAUGGCGCUCAAAUAUCGCAGGAAGAAUCAAAUAUUUAUGGUCUUGUUACUCUUCAAGUACCUUCAGCUAUCGUGCCAUCUGAAAGCAAAUCCAUAGCAUUAUCUCGUGUUCCCAUUGACCUUGUUUGUGUCGUUGAUCAAAGUGGAUCAAUGUCAGGCAUGAAAAUGAGAUUAUUAAAGCAAACUUUAGUUUAUAUUGUUGAACAAUUGAAUGAUCUCGAUCGACUAGCUAUUAUUUCGUUCAACACACAAGCUUAUAAUCGUUCACACGGACUUAAACGAAUGAAUCAGCAAAAUCAACAAAUUUUAAUGAGAACGAUUAAUAAUGAUCUCUCUGGUGGAGGUGGUACGUAUAUAGGAUGCGGACUACAAAUGGGUAUCAAUCUAUUUAUUAGUCGCCAGACAAGAAAUCCAUUGGGUGCUUUGCUCUUACUAACUGAUGGGCAAGAUGAUAAAAAACAUGACUACUCACAAAUGAUGGGAACAUUACCCGAAGGUGUUCUGUGUCACACUUUUGGCUAUGGGCCUGAUCACACGGCAGCAUUGCUUGUGCAAUUGGCUGAGCAAGGCAACGGAGGCACAUUCACUUAUAUUGACCAACAACAAGCAGUUGGCCCUGCGUUUGCCAUGGCUCUAGGUGGUUUGUUUAGUUGUGUUGCACAGCAACUUCGUGUUAAUAUUGAAUUCAAUGAAGAAUAUAGAAUUACUCAUGUUCAUUCGAAAUAUCAACAUGAACCUAAAAACUUGCCUUCGAAGAAGGUUACGUUCAAAUUAAAUGAUCUGAAUUCCGAUGAAAAACGAAAUCUUGUUUUUCAAUUACAUGUACCCAAAGUGAACAACAAUCAAAAUAUCGAAAUGGCCAGUCGACAAAUCAUGUCACACGAUGAACAAGCACUCAACGAUCAGCACACUAUUGGUAAGGAUGAAUUUUUAUCCCUGAACAACUGA
Rotaria sp. Silwood2 is the source of this 1383-nucleotide messenger RNA. The record is from the annotation of a GenBank genome assembly. Lineage: Eukaryota; Metazoa; Rotifera; Eurotatoria; Philodinida; Philodinidae.